This is a messenger RNA of Carica papaya (papaya), 2577 nucleotides long. Its product is annotated as putative protein phosphatase 2C 23. The record is from RefSeq and is a predicted model, not a curated record. Gene Ontology annotation, biological process: protein dephosphorylation. Gene Ontology annotation, molecular function: protein serine/threonine phosphatase activity. Lineage: Eukaryota; Viridiplantae; Streptophyta; Magnoliopsida; Brassicales; Caricaceae.
UCUUCUCGUCUUCCUUCUCCUACUUUGUCUAUCUCUCUCUCUCUCUCUCUCUCUCUCUCUCUCUCUGUAGCUCCUUCAGAAUUCCAAAAUGAAAUAUCAUUUGCAGUGAUUUCAACACAAGACGAUUUCUUUGGUUGUUUUUGUGCUUCUAUUUCUUAUUUUUGUCAGGUGGUAUUUCGUUUCCCUUAUGGGUAACGGUAUCGGAAAGCUCACCGUGUGCUUCACCGGCGGGGGAGAAGCUCGACGGCGGCAAGAUUUAUCUGUCCUGAUAACGGACCCUUUGGACGAAGGGUUGGGUCACUCUUUCUGGUACGUGCGCCCCGACCCGACCCGGCUUUCGUCCUCGAAGGUCCAUUCAGAGGAAGAAACCACCACUUUCCGUACAAUUUCCGGCGCCUCGGUGAGUGCCAACACUUCGACCCCUCUCUCCACAUCGCUUAUGGACUCGUACUCGUAUGGUCACUUUGAUCGAGCCGCGGCGUUUGAGAGCUCCACUUCGUUCUCUUCGAUUCCUCUGCAGCCAAUUCCGCGGAAUCUGAUAAACUCGGGUCCGAUACUCCCCGGUUCGGGUCCCCUCGAGAGAGGGUUUAUGUCGGGUCCGAUUGAGAGAGGAUUUAUGUCCGGUCCGCUUGAUCGAGGGUUGUUUUCAGGUCCACUUGAUAAGGGCUACUCUGAACAGUUUCCGAGGAGCUUCUCCCAUGGAGGUUUCGCGUUCAAACCCAGAUCAAGAAAAGAGUCCAUAGUUCGGGCUCUGCAGAAAGCGAUAUCGAAGACGAUAUCCCGGGGCCAGAAUUCGAUUGUUGCUCCGAUUAAAGGGGUGAUUUCCUUUAAAGAACCCGAAUGGAUUGUUGGCGCGGAGAAGCCGCAGCAGCAGCACCACCACCACAACGAGAAUCUGACUGUAAGUAGCUUGAAUUUGAGUAGCGAUGGUAGUUUAGAAGAUGAUGAUUCGUUGGAGAGCCAAAAUCUUCAGUGGGCUCAAGGCAAAGCCGGGGAGGAUCGGGUACACGUCGUCGUUUCGGAGGAACACGGCUGGGUUUUCGUUGGGAUUUAUGAUGGAUUUAACGGCCCUGAUGCGCCUGAUUUCCUUUUAUCAAAUCUGUACCCCGCGGUUCAUAAGGAGCUCAAGGGUCUGCUAUGGGAUGAUAACAAGAAUGAACCCAGUACAGUAAGCGGCCCUGCCACCUCCCCUGUUUCCUCCAUUACAGAGAUUGGAAACGGAGUGAAUGAUUUUUCCCGGAAUCAAAUUGUUGAUGAUUGUUCACAUUGCGUUGAGCAAAAGAACUAUUCGUGUCCUAAUGAGGAUGUAAAUUUCGAUUUCAAUUUGAAGCGAAAAACGAGCAAGAAAACGAAAAGUAAGUACAGAGGAGCGUCAAAGAAAUGGGAAAAGACGCAAAGGAAAUGGAGGUGUGAAUGGGACCGGGAGAGACAAGAGCUUGAUCGGAGACUAAAGGAACAGUUGAAUCAAAACGGUUCUGAUGGGUCCAAAGCUAUCAAUCAUGGAAAUGUCUUGAAUGCUUUGGCUCAGGCAUUGAGGAAAACGGAGGAGGCCUAUUUAGAUAUUGCAGAUAUGAUGCUCAUGGAAAAUCCUGAGUUGGCAAUGAUGGGUUCUUGUGUGCUGGUGAUGCUGAUGAAGGGGGAGGAUAUGUAUGUGAUGAAUGUUGGUGAUAGUAGAGCUGUGUUGGCACAGAAGGCAGAACCUGAUUACUGGCUUGGGAAGAUUAGACAGGAUUUGGAGAGAAUCAAUGAAGAAACAUCACAUGACCUUGAAGCUAGUGAUGGUGAGAAACCUGGUUCAGUUCCCAGUUUAAAUGCUUUUCAGCUUACUGUGGAUCACAGCACCAGUGUGGAGGAGGAAGUUCAAAGAAUAAAACUUGAACACCAGGAUGAUGCUUGUGCUGUGAUUAAUGACCGCGUGAAGGGUUCCUUGAAAGUAACUCGAGCUUUUGGUGCCGGUUUCCUUAAAAAGCCUAAAUGGAAUAAUGCACUUCUAGAGGUGUUCAGGAUUGAUUACAAAGGGACCUCUCCAUACAUCUCUUGCUUGCCCUCCCUCUACCACCAUAAAUUAGGCCCAAAAGAUCGGUUUUUGAUAUUAUCCUCUGAUGGUCUCUACCAGUACUUCACCAACGAAGAAGCUGUCUCCGAAGUUGAACUUUUCAUCGCACUGCAACCCGAAGGAGACCCUGCUCAACAUCUGGUUGAGGAACUGCUGUUUCGUGCUGCUAAGAAAGCUGGUAUGGAAUUUCAUGAUUUGCUUGAAAUACCACAAGGGGAUCGUCGGCGUUACCACGAUGAUGUUUCCAUCAUUGUCAUCUCAUUAGAGGGAAGGAUAUGGAGAUCAUGUGUAUAAGUAGAGAAAAAAAAACAACAGAUAGAAGAUAUAGAGACAUCCGCAAAAAGAAAAAAAAAAUGAGUAAGGCAUUUUCUCAUCGCCGUUUUUUGUCCUGUUCACCUCUGUAACAUACCAAUUGGGCGCCGUGGAAGGGUUCUGAGGAACUUAAUUGUGCAAUGUAACUGGUUGGUGAGUGGGUUGUAAAUAAACGUUAUAAAAGCUGGUUCAUGUUGAUUACAAAACUA